Molecule: messenger RNA, 2201 nt
Organism: Phialemonium atrogriseum
Lineage: Eukaryota; Fungi; Ascomycota; Sordariomycetes; Cephalothecales; Cephalothecaceae
Exons: 1
Coding region: 243-2075 (610 amino acids)
Molecular function (GO): protein binding
Source: RefSeq, a predicted model, not a curated record
CCAAACGUCGGCGAAAUUUUGUUCCCCACAUAGGAAAGUCGGGAUGCUUGGACCCGACAGGGGCCAAUGCAGCGCGAAUCGACAGGGAACCUAGAUAAGCGCAAAAUAUUCCCGUGCCCUUUUUUCCGCAGAUAACCCAAAGACCAUAGAACCAGUGCUCUUUCCCAACUACAUCCCCACGCGCAUCUCCUCCAAAGGGCAUGAGGCUACGGUGACAGGGGAGCCGCAAUGCGGGACAGCUCAUGAAAAUCUCCAGCCGAAUUGAUGGGUCGAUUUACGGCGCGAUCCUCUCGAGUCGACCGUCAUCGUCGGCUCCAGCACGACCCGGCCUCGGGGGCUGUGGGAGCUCCAAGCUCAGAUAUGGAACGUUGUCGGUUAGGACGCACCGUGAAGCCGGCACUAUCAAGCCUCGGGAUCACGCGAGAAGGCGAACACAGGCCGAGGUGUUGACCUUCUCGAACCCUCGACGCACCAGCUUCCACAUGAACACCUUCUACCGCCCGUCUCUCCCCUCGACAUGCGAGAACCAUACCGCCACCGCUUCCGCUCUGCAGACCAUUCUCCCGGAGCCACCACAGAUUCGAUCGAAGGAGGAGCUCCUCGCAUUAGUAGACCACCAAGAUGCUGGGACGGUGGAGGAGCACCUUGAAUUCUUUCGGGACCCGUAUCUCCGGGGUUAUGCCCCGGCCGACGGUCCCAACGUCGUCGUCUCGAGCAGGAAGGACGACAUCGAUUACCCCUCUCUGGAGGAGGUAAUGCAACCAAAUGAGGAAGAGAGGGAAGUCCUCCGGGACCUCAGACUGGCCGUCAUCUCCCGAUUAAGGAACCGGUUUAGGGCGGACCUAGACACGAUAUAUCAGAUCUACCAACGGCUCCCAGAACCCCGGAUGGCCUAUAUCCCCGCCAGACUCCGACACCAGCUGCUCCGCGUUCUAGGCCAACCCGAUAAGAAAGACUCGAGGUCCAUGUUGAGAUAUUUCGCCGUCGUCGCCGACGUCAAGAACGGUGGGCUCCCGCUGACGAGGGCCGAGUGGAACGGCGCCAUCUCCUUUGCCGGCAGAUACGUCGGCACAUCCACCGACGUUGAGACCGAGUCGGCGCUGAACCUGUGGCGGGAAAUGGAGCAGGACGCCGGCAUCAGGGGCAACGACGUCACCUUCAACAUCCUCUUCGACGUCGCGUCCAAGGCCGGCAACUUCACCCUCGCGGAGAUGAUCUACAAGGAGAUGGAGACACGCGGGUACCCGUUCAACCGCUACCACUACGUCAGCCUUAUCCACUUCUUCGGCCUCAAGCUCGACGGCAGCGGCGUCCGCGCGGCCUACAAGGAGAUGGUCAAGGCCGGGGAGAUCGUCGACAGCGUGGUCCUCAACUGCGUCAUCGCGGGCCUCCUGCGGGCGGGCGAGGAGGAAUCUGCCGAGCGAGUGUACGAGCGGAUGAAGGCCAGCGCGGGCGGCAGCGGCAGCGGCAGCGGCAGCGGCGACGGCGACGACAAUGCGGGGGCCGCGGCGGGGAUGCCGCACAGGAACUACACCACCAACAAGAUGAUCACAAAGGUGCUGAUGAUGUUCGCCAAGGUCGGGCGCCAGCACCCGCCGCUGCGGCCCGGGUUCCAGAGCAUGGCGCCCCUGACGCCCGACCUGCAGACCUACCGCGUGCUGGUCAACCACUACGGCGUCAAGAUGGGCGACCUGGCCAAGGUGGCGCAGUACCUGGACGAGAUGAAGUUCCACCAGAUCCCCCUGCACGGCGCCAUCUUCCUGGCCCUGUUCAAGGGCUUCCACGCCCACGGCGGCGUGCCCGGCUCCCCCUGGAGCGAGCGCCGGCUCGACAGCAUCUGGGCCGCCUUCCUGCAGGCUCUCGACGACGGCGUCCCCGGCCUGAGGGUCGAGACCUGGCUGGCCAUGUGGGCCCUGAGGGCGUUUGCGAGGUGCUCCUCGUCGCGGGACCGCGUCCUGCAGGCGUACGAGGCCCUCGAGUCGAGGUGGGAGCUGGACCAGGCGAACGCGAGGUUCAUGAUGGACUUCUUGCAUGGUCUCUUGAAUAAAGGCGCUGCUGUACAUAUAGGGAGAUAGAUGGAGAGUGAGUGGCCCGAAAGACGUUUAUCUGGGCUGCCUGAUAACUGCAAUGUAACAUAGGUAGAGAGGGUUGGGGGGAGGUGCGGGCUUGUUUGAUACCACCUUGGAUGAUGAUCAGGGUUC